ACAAGUAACGCUUGGCCAUUGCCACCACCGAUCCAUUGCUCGCGGAAAAGAUCGAGAGCGAGAACGAUGGCGGCUUCCGUGACGGCGUGGGCGAAACCGGGCGCGUGGGCGUUGGACGCCGAGGAGCACGAGGCGGUCAUGGCCAAGAACGAAGACUCCUCCUCGGAGGCGCCGACGGAGCAGGAGCAAGACUUCCCCUCCCUCACCGCCGCCGCCGCCUCCAGGAUCCCCAAGAAGAAGAAGAAGGCGCAGACUCUCUCCCUCGCCGAGUUCACCACGGGCAAGCCCGUAUCCCACGGCGCCGCUGGCCGCCUAUCCUCUUCCUCCUCCUUCUCCUCCAAGGGUCUCACCUCCGACGAGCUCCUCAACCUCCCCACCGGUCCCCGCGAGCGAUCCGCUGAGGAGCUCGAGCGCUCCUCCUCCCGCGGCUUCGGCUAUGGCUACGGCGCCCGCGGCCGGGCGUCCGGGGAGGACCCCAACCCCGCACGCUGGGGCUCGUCUAGGGUUUCGGACGAGCCGAGGAGGGGUGGGUUUGGCGGAUCUGGCGAUGGAUCUAGCCGGGAUCUGGAGCCGUCUCGCGCUGACGAGAACGACGACUGGGGGGCGGGCAAGAAGCCCUUGGUGCCGGAGAGGAGGGAGAGGGGAGGAGGAGGGGGGUUCUUUGACUCGCAGUCCCGGGCCGACGAAUCGGACAGCUGGAUCUCGAGCAAGAGCACUGCAGCGCCCCCGAUCGGGCGGAGAAUCGGUGGCGGCGGAUUCGAUGUGCCCAGGGCGAGGAUGGGUGGUUUCGAGAUGUUUAACAAGGAGGGAUCCAACGGCGGUGGAGCCGACUCCGAACAAUGGGGAAAGAAGAAGGAUCUCCCGGAUUCCGACACAUGGAAGAGGGACGAGGAAAGAAGCAGCGGCGGCGGAAGGCGUAGGCUUGUGUUGCAGGCCCGCUCGCUGCCGUUGUCGAAUGGAAACGAUGGAGGGCAAGCCCAAGAUCAGGAAAAAGAAUCUACCGAGAAGAAGAGCAAGGGUUCGAAUCCGUUUGGAGCAGCUCGUCCGCGAGAAGAGGUAUUGGCGGAGAAGGGGCAGGAUUGGAAGAAGAUUGACGAGAAGCUGGAGGCCAUGAAGAUCCGUGAUAUCCCUCCUGAAAGGUCUUCUUUUGGCAAGAACGGAAUUGGGGUGGCGAAUGGGACUCGUAGGUCCCCUGAGAGCCGCACAGAUAGGGCUUGGAGGAAGCCGGAGGCAGCUGAGGCUUCUCCUCAGAGGGAAGACAAGGCUGAGAACACAGUUCCUGAAAACUGAAUUUAUACAGGCGAUGGCCUUAGGAGCAAAAGAUUCAUCAAACUUUUGGGCCAUCUUAUUUGUUGUCAUCAUGAGGGCAUUGGUUUCUGGAAUUCUUCAAAAGUCGACAGUUUUGGUAGACAAGUCAGUUAAUUGAUUGUUUUGUAGUGGAAUGAGAAUGGUGCAUCUGGAUCUCCAGUCAUUACUGCAUUUUUCUUGGGUUCUUGGUGCUUGGAGAUUUUGUGUCAAUUGACAGUCUGAAGAUGUCAUCUGUGUUGUUUAAUUCUGAACUGCCAUACAAUAUUGACAUUUGUGUUGUUUAGGGAAACUUGAUGCUACUGGAUUCUGUUUCAAUUAUUAUUUACUUGAUGCA
Messenger RNA from Musa acuminata AAA Group (dessert banana), 1642 nucleotides. Its product is annotated as eukaryotic translation initiation factor 4B3-like. Lineage: Eukaryota; Viridiplantae; Streptophyta; Magnoliopsida; Zingiberales; Musaceae. Gene Ontology annotation, molecular function: translation initiation factor activity; mRNA binding. The transcript has 2 exons. Bases 67 to 1290 code for a protein of 407 amino acids. The record is from RefSeq and is a predicted model, not a curated record.